Molecule: messenger RNA, 2956 nt
Organism: Portunus trituberculatus (swimming crab)
Lineage: Eukaryota; Metazoa; Arthropoda; Malacostraca; Decapoda; Portunidae
Exons: 8
Coding region: 68-1117 (349 amino acids)
Biological process (GO): signal transduction
Molecular function (GO): protein binding
Source: RefSeq, a predicted model, not a curated record
GAGCGGAUUCGACAACCAAAGAAGAGAGGGACUGUUAAAAACACCCACCAAAGGAGGAAAACAAAAAAUGCCUGAUGUUUCACAGGUGGGCAUGGAGCUGAAGGAGGAGGUGGAAGAACUCUUGAAAGAGGAAAAAGAGAGAACAUUCCCAUGGUUGGAAAAGUUCGACAUCAACAUAUGGAAGUUCCGAGCCAUGAACCCAGUGGUGAUGAGGAGCCUGGAGGAUGAAAUGGACAUUUCUGAGUGGCAGCCCAUUGCUGAGAGUCUCGGGCUCAACAACGCCCAAAUACAGCGGUGCCAGAGGAGUGGGACCUUCACACGUGCAGUAUUCAACACGAUGGAGGAGUACCCACAGUUCCAGCAUCUCACCGUCAAGAGAUUCCUGGAGAUCUUGAUUCAUCACAACCGCCGAGACAUUCUCUCCAAGAUGGAGGAGUUUGCACGCCUGAUGACAAGCAGUGAGGCUGCCAAGACUCUCACUGUGUCUAUCCAAAGGGAGCCGGAGAUGUUGGUGGCAGCAUCCAGCCUGGCCAGUGUGGACAGCAAGCAGUCAGGGUUUCGGGCAAAGGUGCUGCUGAUCCAUGCUCAGGACACCAAGGAGGAUGCACUGGAGCUGGCAUCUCAGCUGAGGAAUCCGAUGGAUGGCAAGAGAGUGUACAUAUUGCUUCUGCAAGAGUCUGAUAACUCACUAGUUAAGAGCAGCCUGAGGUGUGACCCAUGGAACAGCAUCCACAAAUGGUUCAUGAAGGUUGAUGCUGUGGUGCCGGUGCUGUCGCCUCAGUUUCUGCGUCAGAUUCAGAACAGAGACUUCAGCACAGAGAGUGAGUGGGAGAAACGCUUCAACCGCUAUACCUAUAUCAUGAUGCUGGACCAAUAUGUGGAGUGUGGGAGCAAGAAUCGAUUCUGCCGUGCUGUUUGUCCUGCCAGAUUCCUAGAGGAGGUGAGUAAGAAUGAGCUUGUUAAACUGAGUGGCCUCUUCAAGUACUGCUGGAACUGUUCAUCAGAGAACGAUGUUAGGGAAUGUGCCAACGUCCUGUACAGCAGUGCCAAGGAGUGGAGGAUGUUGAAGAGAAAUUUCAAAGAGAAUGGAUGUAGAUCUGAGUACAGAAGUCCUUAGGAAUUGGCACAAUAAGACCAAUCAUUCUCUCUUAAAGAGUAACUAAGCCAACUUAACUGAACCAGCUAUUUCUGGCAUGGGCUAAAAUAGGCUAUGUUAGAUUACAUUGUUACUUAAGCUAACCUAUCUUGACUCAAGUUAACCUAAUUUAGUUCAUGGUUGAAUGUUCAUGGGAUCUGCUUCAUAAUGCUAAACUUUUGAAGCCUAAAGUUUUCAAAAGUUUAGUAUGUUUGGUAAAUGUCAGCAAUUCCAGAUGAGAUACUUAGAUUAAGUAUGCCAGCGUGCCUGAGGACCAAACAAGAGCAUAUCUACCUACCGUGACCAUCCUUUUAAGGGCAGCAUCCCAUUUGACAACAAAUAUGAAAAUAUAAGUUUUUGUGAAAAAAAUGGGAUUAUCUAUUAUUUCAUAGACUUGUGGUGAAAUGUACAAUUGUUUAUGUUAAAUUCCAUUCAAAGGUCCUGUACUACACCAUGUGUGUUUAUUUAUAUCAUAGGUCUUUUUCCCCUAAGAAAAAUAAAAAAAAAAGGCAAAAUCUUUAUAUUUUUUAGUAAAUAUGAUUUGGUAACAUUGAAAGUGAGUGUGUGUGGUGGUGGUGCCAGGCUGCCAGGCCCUCAGCUCUGCUCAGGACAAUCGGUGCCUGUGUAGUUGUGAAAGGCAAUGGAUGACUCAUGACUGCUGCACAUUAUUUACCUGCUGUAUUCUGUUUUUAGCCUGCUUUGAGCAUUGCCUUCACAGCAAGGUGUGGGCACAGCUUGUGGUGGCUUCUAACUGUAAGCAUCAAACCUAGCAGCAGUGAGGAGUGAGGCCAACUGUGAUAUCCCUUGCUUGACCACCAGAGGAUACUUUGCCUUUAGGGAGGCCAGGGCUGGGACUACCAAUCUGAUAGGCUUAAAAGUACAUCUGAUUGUAUUACCAGAUUGUAGAUAAUCAUAAAAAAAACAUAUACCUGAAAAACUUCCUAGUGUGUUAUAAUAAAUGCAAGACUGAUCGAUAAGCUUCACUGACACUGACUCGUAUCUCAAAAUAUAAACUGUUUUCCUUCUAAAGUUUAUUUUAGGGGCAGUUUUACCUUGAUUUCAUUUAAACAAAAACUAAAAGUUAGAGCAAUGGUUUUCAUUCCAUGUACAUUUGCUGUUUUUUCUGUAAAGUCAGCAUCAUUUAGUAUUGAUAUUUCCAUAAUCCUCCCUCCCCCCCCCAAAAAAAAAAGUUUAAACAAAGACAAUAAAAUUUAACAGCAUGGAAAAGUUCACAUCUAAAUGUGUCUCAGCCAUGAAAAGAUGAGGGUUGUGACCGGAAGUAAUGCCAGAAUAACAUUGGUAAAUUUUAGAAGGGACUGGUGGGGCUAGGAACUAAAAUAGCUAAAUAUUUAAAACUGAUGUAUAUGCUGCUAGUACUUCAGUGAUUGAUGCAUAUUUGUCAGAGAUAUGACAACACUAUUCCUACUCAGACACUCACUUUGAAGAGACUGCAGAGCUGGUGCUGAUGUUUACUUAUGUUAGUUUGAAUUACUGUAUAGAAAAUACUCGUAAAUGUAUGCAUGUCUUGAGUUAUUAACUUACAGGUGCAAUAUCAAUUUAGUGUAUAUAUGAUUUCUUAUGUUAUUUGAAGUUGUUUUUCAUUCUCUCUCUCUCUCUCUCUCUCUCUCUCUCUCUCUCUCUCUCUCUCUCUCUCUCUCUCUCUCUCUCUCCAAUAUUAUUAUUGAAGAAGUAAAUUAAAGAAUAAAGUUAAGAAUUAUCAGUAAUAAUUAUUAUUGUUAUUGUCAUUACUAUAUUUUUGUUAUUACUAUUAUUAUCAUUAUAGUAUUGUCUUCUUAUAUAAAAAUAAAAUAUGUCCUGUAA